Molecule: messenger RNA, 2562 nt
Organism: Mollisia scopiformis
Lineage: Eukaryota; Fungi; Ascomycota; Leotiomycetes; Helotiales; Mollisiaceae
Exons: 3
Coding region: 89-2086 (665 amino acids)
Source: RefSeq, a predicted model, not a curated record
GAUAUUUCUCCUCUUCCCUUCCCUUCCCUUGCCGAUCUUCACACCUCUGUUUCUCGUUUGGUCUACUACCACAUUGUUUCCAACAACAAUGGCGGGCAAGGGGCCACCACGCAAUGUGAUUCUGAUUGAAGACUCUCCGGAGCCGGAACCAUAUGUUGCUAGGGCUGUAAACAGUUCCAAGACAGAUGCACGACAACAUGGACGUGUCGGUGAUGAAGUAGAUCGGACUAAUCUGACAGGGCAGCAAAAUCAGCUGAGUGAUAGGAUCUCCUUUGCACAGUUUUCUGCAUCUGUCUUCACAGGACAACCAACUGCUCCUCAGCCGCUGUCGACCGGCCCUCCACCUUCUCUUCACCCGGGAAUGCCCUUCAUCCAUGCAACUCAAGCGCUCACCAAAGCCAAUCUUGCUCAGUAUGGUUCAGGUAUGCCUUUCUCCCAUCCUCGUGGACUUAGUCCUCGUCAACGUUUGUUCUCAGGUGCUCCAGGUCAACCUCCGCUCCCGACAGCGUUUCCACCUCAAUUGAGACCGAGCUCGAUCCCCAAUUUAGCCCAAUCAACAUUCAAACUUCCAGCCCAGAACGUCCUUGCUGCUCAAUCUCCAGCGGUCUUUCAAGGACCUGUUCAAGCAAAUCUCCCUCUGGCAUUUCCGGGCCAGGUAGUCCCCCAUGGAAAUGUCUUUACAGGACCCCCGAGUAAAUAUGACCGCAUUACGGGCAUGUUUCAGGAAAAUAAACAGGGAAGUGGUCCUGUUCUAUGGCGAGAUAAUUCUUCGAGCGCUAGGGAAUAUAUUCCAGUGACCUUGCAGGAAAAUAACAUGAACAGCCACUUUAUAGCAGGUCCAUCUACGGCCUCAGCAGUCACUCGACCGAAUGCUCUUCCUCAAUUUCUGAACUUCUCGGCACCCCCGGGUUGGACACCCAUAUAUCCACCUACAGCGAACCGGAACGCAAAUGCAGACUCAAACAGAAGCGCAGAGACCACUCGACCACCAAUAAAUCUCUAUGCUCCCCCUCGUUACGAGACUGCAGCUUCGGCUAGAAUCGCAGAGCCCAGUAGUAUACCCGGACACCUGUUUGCUGCCACUGGGGGCCCGAAUGCAAGCUCAAGUAGAACCACAGAGCCUACUGCUCGACAACCUCUGAGGAAUAUCGCCAACCUGCUCGAGUUGGAGUAUAGGGUGAUUCAUUUACUUGUGAAUACGGUGCAGAAGAUGUUGGAGAAGAAUUUGUUCGACUUCGCAAAGAGAUGGAUCCCUAACUUGCUCGUCAUGGCGGAUUGGCAAAUCCCUGAACAAGGAGAGUUGAACAAUUGGGAACCUUUUCUAGCACGGAAUGUUGGAGAUGUAAAUUUUGCUUUUCGAGCAAACGACAUCAACAUAAGCUAUAUGGAUUUCAGGUCCAUGUUGAUGCGUCUGCAUCACCUGCGGCAUGCAGCCGUACAUCGCAAUCCGAUUGGCACAGGCUGGCUGAGACGGUGGAUGGUCGACGCCGUGGACGUGACCAAUUACCUCACAAAAUGUCUGAAGGAUCCCCGCUGCUACAAUAAGUUUCGGACUAUUGAGUUCGGCUUGUGGCAGCCUCACAAGGUCGACCUGGAGGAGAUUGCCACAAAGCCUUUGGAUGCAUUCGUGAAUAACGAUGAGGUGCCUGACCGAGCAAACUUCGUGAAUGGUGAUUUCAUGUACGAGGUGCGCGGAUCGAGUACAAAUCUUGCGCCAGAGCGUCAAAUGGAUCCUCGUAUCCGGGCAAGACUAGCACCCAGACCUCUACAGAAUCAGCAGCCGCCAUUCCAACCACUAGAAGGGAUGAGAAGCCUUGAACACCAAAGAGGUGACCGCGGACGCAAGCGAUCACGAUCGAGAAGCCCUGGACCUGAACCACAGAAUCUUCGACGUUCCAAACGACUGAGAGCAGCCUCGCCAUCGCCUCCGCGACAAAAGAAGACGAAAACCAACACGAAGGCUCCGAAGGGCAAUAACUCUAGUGCGAUCAUCGACCUUACGGAAGACGAGGAGAAGGAUGGAGACAGAUUGGCCAAAACAGCUCCCACUGAGAAGACUUUUAUUGAUCUUACAGAAGAUUGGUGAAGUGCUUUGGGCUGAUUUGCGCUAUGUAUAGAACGACGGAUGGUAGACUUGUGUAUAGGUGUGAUUAUAUGAUUACGGGGAGGUAAUGUGUCGUCUAGACAUGCUGCCACUUGGAGUUCUGAGUUGGUGAAGAGGCAUCAAAGAGUUUGCAAGGAGGUGCUUGUUUUUCACUCAUCUCGUUGUUGAUCCUUAUAUGCCCAUCGUAUUUGGAGUUAAAGGACACGUCAAACGACCUAUCUGCUUGCUUCCAUGCUCUGAAAAGUAAGGCGUCACUGUUGGUCAUUAUUUCGUCUAUGUACAUAAAGAGAACUUUCUUUGAGCAACAGAGCUGUCUAUCGGUGCGAGGUAGCUCUUGCCAGACAUGCGGUCCCACGCAUAGCACAGCGCCCUAUACUGGAAAAGCACCGCGCACCGCGUGAACAAUUGAAGCCUGUUGUCUCCUGCAUUUGCACUUGGUUUUGUUGAGCUUCAGCUGC